CAUGUAUUUCUUUCUACAGUUUACUAACCGUACAGUAGGUGGCGGUAGACACGUUAUAUUUGUGUAAAUGUCAGUAUACCAGAGAAGAAGAUGACGCUGUUGAACUGUCGUAGUGGGGAACAGGAAGUUCCAGGUGGAAAACGACAGAACUGUGUUGUUAUGUUGAUAGUGGUUGUGUCCGUUUCAACUGUAUUAUUGUAGGCCGACUCCGAUUAAGUCUGAGGCCGGUAACAUCAACAGUGAGGACAAAGCCAGCCUGCCUCUCCUUCCACACUGAGUCCAAACCUACAGUCACUGGGUCCUGAUUGUGACAGUGGAGCCCAGUUUGCACUGCAGGAUCCAGAGAUGGCAUCAGUGAAGCUGGAGGACUGCAGUCAAACACUGGAGCUGAAUGUCAACAUUAAAGAUGAAGAAGAAGAGGAGGAGAAGAUUAGAACAACUGUUAGUCAUGGAUACCAUGUAGAGACAUUCUCUACAUCCAGAGAGCAAAAGCAGGAAGAUCAGAGAGCUAAGAGGUCUCAUCACUGCCCACAUUGUGAAGAGAUUUUCCCAUUUCUAUCAAAGCUAAAAAUACACCUAAAAAUACACACAGGAGAGAAGCCCUACUCCUGCUCCGGCUGUGGAAAAUGCUUCAAAACAUCAACUCAGCUAAAAGUUCAUCAGAGAACACACACAGGAGAGAAGCCUUUUUCCUGCCCUGACUGUGGAACUCGGUUCUCUAAACUAGACCACUUAAAAUCACAUGAACGUAUACAUACAGGGGAGAAGCCAUACUCCUGCUCUGACUGUGUAAAAUAUUUCAGAACAUCAACUCAACUAAAAGUUCAUCAGAGAACACACACAGGAGAGAAGCCUUACUCCUGCUCUGACUGUGAAAAAUGCUUCACAACGUCAACUGAUCUAAAAGUUCAUCAGAGAACACACACAGGAGAGAAGCCUUUUUCUUGCCCUGACUGUGGAACUAGGUUCUCUAAACUUUCCAUCUUAAAAUCACAUGAACGUAUACACACAGGAGAGAAGCCUUACUUCUGCUCUGACUGUGUAAAAUGCUUCAAAACAUCAACUCAGCUAAAAGUUCAUCAGAGAACACACACAGGAGAGAAGCCUUACUCCUGCUCUGACUGUGGAAACUGCUUCACAACGUCAACGGAUCUAAAAGUUCAUCAGAGAACACACACAGGAGAGAAGCCUUAUUCCUGCCCUGACUGUGGAACUAGGUUCUAUAAACUUGACCACUUAAAAUCACAUGAACGUAUACAUACAGGGGAGAAGGCAUACUCCUGCUCUGACUGUGGAAAAUGUUAUAAAACAGCAACUGAGCUAAAACUUCACCAGAGAACACACACAGGAGAGAAGCCUUACUUCUGCUCUGACUGUGGAACUAGUUUCUCUCAUCUUUCCAACUUAAAUAGACAUGAGCGUAUACACACAGGAGAGAAGCCUUACUUUUGCUCUGACUGUGUAAAAUGCUUCAAAACAUCAACUCAGCUAAAAGUUCAUCAGAGAACACACACAGGAGAGAAGCCUUUCUUCUGCCCUUACUGUGGAACUAGUUUCUCUCACCUUUCCUACUUAAAAUCACAUGAACGUAUACAUACAGGGGAGAAGGCAUACUCCUGCCCUGACUGUGGAAAAUGUUAUAAAACAGCAACUGAGCUAAAACUUCACCAGAGAACACACACAGGAGAGAAGCCUUACUUCUGCUCUGACUGUGGAACUAGUUUCUCUCAACUUUCCAACUUAAAAAGACAUGAACGUAUACACACAGGAGAGAAGCCUUACUUCUGCUCUGACUGUGUAAAAUGCUUCAAAACAUCAACUCAGCUAAAAGUUCAUAAGAGAACACACACAGGGGAGAAAAAAAGUUCAUCAGAGAACACAGGCAUGAGAGAAGCCUGCUUACGUCUGCUCUGACUUUUGGGUGAGUUUCUCUCACCAUAGCAACUUAACACACCAAUGUUUAGACACGGGAGAAGCCUUACUCCUGCUCUGUGGAGGGGUGAGUGUGUAAGUCAAACGUCUAGCCAAAGGCUGCGUGUUUGAAUCUCAUCAAGGAGGACUUUAGCAAUUUAGCUAAUUAGCAACUUUGCAACUUCUUACUAUUUUUUAGCUAUGUUAGCAUGUUAGCUUAGCAUGCAACUACUUAGCAUGUUAGCUAACCUUUCCCCUAAACCCAUUUAACUCUACCUUAAACCCCUCACCCCUAACCUAGCUAACGUUAGCAACAACAAAUUGGAAUUCGUAAGAAAUCAUACAUAUUACAAGUUUGUAACAUAUUGUAUGAAUAGCAAUGCGUAACAUAACAUAUGAAUUGUAAUUCUUAACAUCUGAUACGUCCUACAAGUCGUAUUAUACUGAACAACAAUCUAAACGCAACAAUUUCAAAGAUUAACCGUUUGUAUAAGGAUAUCAAUCAAUUGAAAUAAAUGAGGCCCUAAUCUAUGGAUUUCACAUGACUGGGCAGGGGCUCAGGCUUGGGUGGGAUUUGGGAGGGCAUAGGCCCACUUGGGAGCAAGGCCCAGCCAAUCAGCAUGAGUUUUUCCCCACAAAAGGUCUUUAUUACAGACAUAAAUACUACUCAGCACCCUCCCAGACAAUCCUGCAGGUGAAGAGGUCCUGGGCUGCCGUGGAUACAUGUAGUUGUGAGGCCGGUUGGAUGUACUGCCAAAUUCUCUAAAAGGACUUUAGACGUGUCUUAUGGUAGAGAUAUAAAUAUUGAGUUCUCUGGCAACAGCUCUGGUGGACAUUCCUGCAUUCAUCAUGACAAUUGCACAUUCCCUAAACUUGAGACAAAUGUGACAUUGUGUUGUGUGGCCUUUUAUUGUCCCCCAGCACAAGGUGCACCUGUGUAAUGAUAAUGCUGUUUUAUCAGCAUCUUGAUAUGCCACACCUAUCAGGUGGAUGGAUUAUCUUGACAAAGGCUGAAAUGCUCAUUAACAGGGAUAUAAACAAAGUUGUGCACAACAUUUGAGAGACAUUAGCUUUUUGUGCAUAUGGGACAUUGCUGGAUUUUAUUUUAGCUCAUGAAACCAACACUUUACAUGUUUAGUUUAUAUUUUAGUUUAUUUACUGUGAUAGUCCAAACAUACUAAAUGGAGUGGCACUGAUGUUUUUGUAUAAUAUAAAACGUUUUGCUCUGAGACCAGGUUGUCCCUCUGCAGUAUUCUGUGGGAAGGAGCUAGUAUACCCUUUUUAUUUGUUUUUAUUGAAACUUUGUUUAACUAGGCAAGUCAGUUAAGAACCAAUUCUUAUUUACAAUGGUGGCCUAGGAACAGUGGGUUCAGAUUUUUACCUUGUCAGCUCGGGGAUUCCUUUUGGUUAUUGGCCCAACACUCUAACCACUAGGCUACCUUCCACCCCUAACAUGUAUCAGAUAGAGAUGGUGUGAUGAUCACUUUUCACCAUUAGUUUAGGGGGAAUUGUUUUACAACUUUAUUUAAUGAUACACAGUUUAUGAAAUGAAUACAUGUGUUUAUUAAUUGUCUUUAAAACUAGAUUAGUUAUUUUAGUUACUGAUCAUGAAUGUGUUUGGAUAACUGCAUUGAAGCAAACGUUGAUCUGCCAAUGAAAAAUAAAGUUACAUGAAUAUGUACUGGUCAACCUCU
Salvelinus fontinalis (brook trout) is the source of this 3605-nucleotide messenger RNA. RefSeq names its product zinc finger protein OZF-like. NCBI's taxonomy places the organism in Eukaryota, Metazoa, Chordata, Actinopteri, Salmoniformes, Salmonidae. The transcript is spliced from 3 exons. Gene Ontology annotation, biological process: regulation of transcription by RNA polymerase II. Bases 346 to 1914 code for a protein of 522 amino acids. Gene Ontology annotation, molecular function: RNA polymerase II cis-regulatory region sequence-specific DNA binding; DNA-binding transcription factor activity, RNA polymerase II-specific. The record is from RefSeq and is a predicted model, not a curated record.